UGAGGAGAUAAUGUGAUUUUUUUCUUCGUAGGUUAUGAAAAUAAAGAAAAUAUUUCAUUGUUCUUUUUUUGAUUAAAAUGCAUAAACUGCUAAUAUUUGCUCUUGUGUUUCUCUUUCAUUUCGGUUUUUCUUCACAGAAUGAAGAAUGUCCCCUUCACUUGAACUGUAACAGCACAAUCGUGCCUGAACGCAAUGACAGCUAUGUCGAAAAUUAUUGUUUGAAAAAUGAGGGUAACAUGUCUGGAAGAUGCUGUAUUUUAAACAACAUCAUUGUUGGGCUCGAUUUGCGCGAAUGUCAAAUCAAGAGGUUGAGUAUAUCCAACACAGACUUUGAAAACUUAACUGUUUUUGAUUUGAGAGAGAAUGAGCUUGAUAAAAUUGUUUCUGAAGAUCUUUUGGGACUUACACUCCUGGAAGACCUGUAUCUACCGUCCCACAUACAUAGAUGUCCUGGCGGGAGGCAUGCCUGGGAAUCUGAGUCACAUGGCAAUAACAUGACACACUGCUUUCAUGAAGAAGACCCAUGUGUUUAUCUGAAUGUAUCUUGUACUGAUUUUGCCAAUUGCUUGCACACUGGACCAGGAACAGCAAGAUGUGUCUGCCACCCGGGUCGACAUGGAUACAAAUGCUUGAACCAGGGAGAGUUUCCUUCGACUGCCUUUGCCUUUUCGGUUGUCAUUCCUGCUGUUGUGCUGAGUGUUGUAGUGUGGUUUGUGCAAGGGAGAGACGUUUACAAGACCAACACUUUAUGAUUUCGUAAAAUGUAAAGGGGCAUUUUAUUUGUUUUGACUUCAUACUGAAUAGGUAUUGUGAAAGAUAUUGUUUGUUAUAAAAUGUUCCGAGUGAAUUCUUUGCUUCACUUUUAUUUAAUACUUUUUUUGUUCAGCAGCUUUUUUUUCUUUUCUUUUUUGUAAUGGAUGAUUUUUUACGUUUUUUUUUAAAUUUAUUUUAUUUUUUACAAUUUUUCUAGCUAUUAGAAUUGUGUACAUUAAUAUGAAAGGUUGAAAUUUUUUAUGAUUGGUGCAUAGUUUGGCUCUGAUCUCUUGCACUUGCAUGGGUGAAGGGAUUAAAUAAUUUCAUUUGUCAAAAUAGGGGUGAGGAUAUAUGGUUUGCUUCACAGAUAGCAUCCUGAGAUGGUUAUUGGCUUGUCUAUCUAUGCUAUUAAAACUUGUGUCUGUCUGUUUGAACGCUACCUCCUUCAGACUGCCAAUGUCUAUCAGGUCAAUACUGGUAUCAUUGGAUACAGGACAUCCAGGGAAAGCUUCUUCGACUUGUCUCACCCCUCUAAACCUUAAGGGGUCGGACAUCCAGUCCUGAGCAAGGGCAGAUAUAGACUUCCAUUUUAGGGGGGGGGUCCAUGCUGAAGUAUAUCAGGGUGGCGACAGAUCAGGGAAAUUAGGGAGAUCAGGGAAAAGUCAGGGAACUUUAUUAAUCAGGGAAAAGUCAGGGAAAUAUCAGGGAAUUUUCAAAAAAUAACAAAAAAAUCAGGAAAAAUUGAUUUUGUGAAGAAUUUUUUUUUUUUUUAAUUUUCUAUAAUCUUUCCAUGUAGAAAAAUUUAAUAUACUGUUUUGUAAAGGUUUUUUUCCUAAAAAAAUAACUUGAUAGUUUUUUUUAAAAACCAUUUUAUUAAAAAAGCAGCAACUUUUUAAAAUAUAUCUUUAUUUUAACAACUUUACACAACUUAAAACGUUUAAAAUACUGCAUUUUAUACAAACAUACAAUGGAUUUCAAGUAGAGCAAAGAAAGAAAACCAUUAUCAUUGGUAACGUAAAUCAGGGAAAUUUGGUGAACUUAAUCAGGGAAAUCAGGGAAAAGUCAGGGAACUUUUUUUCACCGUUCUUGUCGCCACCCUGUAUAUAGAGUUUUG
Molecule: messenger RNA, 1867 nt
Organism: Uloborus diversus
Lineage: Eukaryota; Metazoa; Arthropoda; Arachnida; Araneae; Uloboridae
Product: all-trans retinoic acid-induced differentiation factor-like
Exons: 7
Coding region: 78-752 (224 amino acids)
Biological process (GO): positive regulation of osteoblast differentiation
Cellular component (GO): intracellular membrane-bounded organelle
Source: RefSeq, a predicted model, not a curated record